Ziziphus jujuba (common jujube) is the source of this 1751-nucleotide messenger RNA. RefSeq names its product protein RMD5 homolog. Gene Ontology annotation, biological process: proteasome-mediated ubiquitin-dependent protein catabolic process. The transcript has 3 exons. Gene Ontology annotation, molecular function: ubiquitin protein ligase activity; protein binding. The coding region runs from base 396 to 1556 and encodes 386 amino acids. NCBI's taxonomy places the organism in Eukaryota, Viridiplantae, Streptophyta, Magnoliopsida, Rosales, Rhamnaceae. Gene Ontology annotation, cellular component: cytoplasm; nucleus; GID complex. The record is from RefSeq and is a predicted model, not a curated record.
GGGCCACCAGUUAUCCACACCCAAUCCUUGCUCCUCUCUGAAGACCUAAUGAGAGACCAAAGCCAAACUGCGAAACUCCGACUUCUCUAGCAAAAACAAAUAAAUAAAUAAACGGAAAAGCCAAAUCUUUUUUUUUUUUUUUUCCUUACGGUUUGGGCGUUUUGCCUUCACUUUCUACCAACACUCUCUCAGGAUCGUUAAUCAAUUCAUCUUGAGAUUAAAUAGACCAUUGUGUUAUUCAAGAAUUGAGGUAUGCAUUCUCAAUAUAGAUCAUAGAAGGUAGGAUAUAGGUUGCAUGGACAUGUAUGAAGGUCACAGAAACAAGUUUAUACUGACAAGCUGCUUUGCAUCUUGAUUUUCAUCCCAAAGUACUGAUAUUUUAUAUCUAAAUUACAAUGGAGCUGAAUACCAUUAAAGAUGCAUUUGAUCGUGUUUCCAAGAAGCAGAAGUUAUCCUGCUCUAACACCCAAGAAGUUAUUGACCAGAUUGACCAAGAAAUUGAGCAAGCAUUACAAAAGAUACAAUCAGCCAGCAAUCCUGACUCCCUACUUGAUCAUAGACCCAUCCUUGUUGAGCUUAAAACCAAAUUAAAGGAUAUGGCUCCAGUCACUCAGCUGGAAAGCACGCAGAAAGACUUAAACUCAGCACUUAGCAAGUAUCCAAAGCUUCUUGAGAAAUCAUUUAAUCCAGAUAUAUCCAAGGCUUAUAGAAAUAUUGAGUUUGAUACGCAUACAGUAAACCAGAUAAUUGCCAGCCAUUUCUACCGCCAGGGCCUGUUUGAAAUAGGUGACCUUUUCGUACAGGAGGCUAAUGAACCAGAAUCUGUGGCUGUAAUAAAAUCUCAAUUCCAAGAUAUGUAUCAGAUACUUGAAGCCAUGAAAUCCCAGAACCUAGAGCCGGCUCUGAAGUGGGCCACUUCCAAUGCCGAUAGACUGAAACAUAAUGGAUCAGACCUUCUUAUGAAACUUCAUAGCCUACAGUUCGUGGAAAUACUGCAAAAGGGAAGCAGAGAUGAAGCUCUCAACUAUGCCAGAACUUACCUUUCUCCUUUUGCUUCCAACCAUAUGGAUGCAAUCCAAAAGCUUGUGGUCUGUAUCCUUUGGGCAGGAAGGCUUGAUCGUUCUCCAUACUACCAAUUAUUAUCGCCAACCAAUUGGGACAAGGUGGUGGAGGAGCUAACCAGGCAGUUCUGCAAAAUUCUGGGACAAUCUUAUGAGAGCCCAUUGGCUGUAACCGUAGUUGCAGGAGCACAGGGAUUGCCGCCACUUUUGAAGUUCAUGAAUGUAAUGGCAGGGAAGAAACACGAAUGGCAGACCAUGAAGCAGUUGCCUGUACCAGUCGAGUUAGACAAGGAGUAUCAAUUCCAUUCCAUCUUUGUAUGUCCGGUGUCAAAGGAGCAAUCUACCGAAGAAAACCCACCAAUGUUGAUGUCUUGUGGUCAUGUGCUUUGCAAGCAAUCUAUCAUGAAGAUGUCCAAGAACAGCACGAAAUCUUUCAAGUGUCCGUACUGUCCAUCUGAUAUUGAUGCUAUACGUUGUAGAAUGCUGUAUUUCUGAUGUUGUAUUUCUCAAGUUCAAAGUUGUAUCGGUCUUUCUAUGUCCCUUACGAACCGUACUAAGCUUUGUAGAAAUUAGUAUGUUGUGUAACUCUGAUGUUGUGGUUGGUCUUGAUUGUAGAAGCUGUUGUGUUCUGUACUGCCAGUUGAUGCAUUUAUUGUAAAUAGAAAUUCUUUCACCUGACUUUGGACGAAA